This is a messenger RNA of Neopelma chrysocephalum (saffron-crested tyrant-manakin), 2109 nucleotides long. RefSeq names its product potassium voltage-gated channel subfamily J member 1 (gene KCNJ1). Gene Ontology annotation, molecular function: ATP-activated inward rectifier potassium channel activity. Gene Ontology annotation, biological process: regulation of monoatomic ion transmembrane transport; potassium ion import across plasma membrane. The transcript has 4 exons. Gene Ontology annotation, cellular component: plasma membrane. The coding region runs from base 321 to 1433 and encodes 370 amino acids. Lineage: Eukaryota; Metazoa; Chordata; Aves; Passeriformes; Pipridae. The record is from RefSeq and is a predicted model, not a curated record.
AAAAGCCAAAGAGGGCCCUGGGCUCUCCUGCUCUGACACAGAAGCUGUUGGACCCACGUUCUGUGGAAGUUCUGUGGUCUGAGGGACACAAAGCUGGGCAGAUUUUCUCCCCCCUCCCUUCUGUGCUCACCUUCACCGCGUCAGACCCAAGGAGCAAUGUAAGAGGGUGCAGCUCUGGGCAUCCACCUUUCUUGGCAGGAGUUCUGUGGACACCCCCUAGAGCUGAGCAGGGAGCUGGGACCACACCGGGGCUGAGGGGCCGAUGAGUUCCCACACUCCGUGCUGAGACCUCACAGAGAACGGCGGCAGCAGCAGAGGGAAUGUUCAACUACCUCCGGCAACGCUUCACCAGCCACCUGCGGGAGCGCGGCCGGCGCAGGGCCAGGCUGGUCUCCAAGGAUGGCAGGUGUAACAUAGAGUUUGGCAAUGUGGAACAGUCCAGGUUUGUCUUUUUGAUUGAUAUAUGGACCACCAUCCUGGACCUCAGGUGGAGAUACAAAAUGACUAUCUUCAUUUCAGCCUUCUUGGGCAGCUGGUUUCUGUUCGGGCUCCUCUGGUACGUGGUGGCCUACAUCCACAAAGACCUGCCCGAGUUCAACCCCUCCAUCAAUCACACCCCCUGUGUGGAGAACAUCAACGGCCUCACCUCGGCCUUCCUGUUCUCCCUGGAGACCCAGGUGACCAUCGGCUACGGCUUCAGGUGUGUCACAGAGCAAUGUGCCACUGCCAUCUUCCUGCUCAUCUUCCAGUCCAUCCUGGGGGUCAUCAUCAACUCCUUCAUGUGUGGGGCCAUCCUGGCCAAGAUCUCCAGGUCCAAGAACAGGGCCAAGACCAUCACCUUCAGCAAGAACGCCGUCAUCAGCAAGCGUGGGGGGAAGCUCUGCCUCCUCAUCCGAGUGGCAAACCUCAGGAAGAGCCUCCUCAUUGGGAGCCACAUCUAUGGGAAGCUCCUCAAGACCACCAUCACCCCGGAAGGAGAGACAAUCAUUUUGGACCAGGUCAACAUAGAGUUUGUAGUCGAUGCUGGCAACGAGAAUCUCUUCUUCAUCUCCCCACUCACCAUUUAUCACAUCAUAGACAAGAACAGUCCCUUCUUCCACAUGGCAGCAGAGACCAUCCUGCAGCAGGAUUUUGAGCUGGUGGUGUUUUUAGAUGGCACUGUGGAAGCCACCAGUGCCACCUGCCAGGUGAGGACGUCCUACAUCCCCGAGGAGGUGCUCUGGGGCUACCGCUUCGCUCCCAUCGUGUCCAAGACCAAAGAAGGGAAAUACAGAGUUGACUUCCAGAACUUCAGCAAGACAGUGGCUGUGGAGACCCCCCACUGUGCCUUCUGCCUCUACAACGAGAAAGAAGCUAAAGCCAAAGAGAAGAAAGGUUAUGACAACCCUGGGUUUGUCCUUGAAGUCAGUGAAACCAGUGACACAAAAAUGUAGUUCAGGUACUCAUGGGACUGUCCCUGUCAUCAGAAAGAAUUCAAUCUCCAGAGGAUUAAUAACUUAGUAAAACAAAAGAGAAGCACAGGUUUGGUUUUACUGUACAACAGCAUUUCUUUUCUCAAAAGCCUCAAAUCAAAGGGGAGCAGGACACCAGUGAUCUCCAGAAUGCUAUUGAACUACACGGUAUGUAUUUCAUAGAAUUUAUAUUUUUAUACCUGCGGGACAUUUUAUGGAGCUGCUAUGUUGGAAUGUCCAACUCAGGUUCCCAGAGGCAUGAAAGGGUGUUAAAAAUCCUGAAAAUAUGGAAAGAAGCUUUAGGACAUGUUAAAGAUACACAGCUGUUGGAAUGAGAACAUGAAAAGGGGAGACAGAAAGCAAAGCUGAAGAAACCUGGGGGACUUAGGAGCCAAAACCUCAAAAAAAGGUACAUUUCUGGUUGCCAAAGUCCUCCAUGAAAACAGACUCUCGAGCAUGGGAACAUUUGAGCACUUUUGAACAUUCUGAAACAAUUCCUUCCUUCUUUCUUUGAGGCUGGUUCAGCAACAGAAACGGAGCGUUAAGAGAUGCAAAGUGCUUAGGAAACCAGGAAAGACAAAACUGGGGCCGUGCUGCUGCCAUCCAGAACUCCAAAACAGGACUUCUCCCCUGUGAAAGCCUUUGGUUCCUUUCAGGG